CCAUGCCGAAUAAAAACAAGAAGGAGAAAGAAGAACCAAAAGCAGGAAAAAGUGGAAGAGGUUCAAAAGAAGCACAAGACACCAUAGAACCAGAGAUUUCCAGCAGGAAAAGCAGCGUUGGUUCUGUCUCGCCUACAGUAUCUAGUAAAAUUAAGGUGCCAGCCGUUCAGCCCAUAGUGAAGAAAGACAAACGGCAAAGUUCCUCCAGGUUUAGCGCCAGCAGUGAUAGAGAACUUCAAAAACUACCAUCUUUAAAAGAUGUUCCUCCUCCUGAACAAGAGAAGCUUUUUAUCCAGAAGUUAUGUCAGUGUUGUGUCCUCUUUGACUUUGUUUCCGAUCCACUAAGUGACCUAAAGUGGAAGGAAGUAAAACGAGCUGCUUUAAGUGAGAUGGUGGAAUAUAUCACCCACAAUCGGAAUGUGAUCACAGAGCCCAUCUACCCAGAAGUGGUCCAUAUGUUUGCAGUUAAUAUGUUUUGAACAUUACCACCUUCCUCCAAUCCUAUGGCAGCAGAAUUUGACCCAGAGGAAGACGAACCAAUGUUAGAAGCAGCCUGGCCUCACCUACAGCUUGUUUAUGAAUUUUUCCUAAGAUUUUUAGAGUCUCCAGAUUUCCAACCUAAUAUAGCGAAGAAAUAUAUUGAUCAGAAGUUUGUACUGCAGCUUUUAGAGCUCUAUGACAGUGAGGAUCCUCGAGAGAGAGAUUUUCUGAAAACGACCCUUCACCGGAUCUACGGGAAAUUCUUAGGCUUGAGAGCAUACAUCCAAAAGCAGAUAAAUAAUAUAUUUUAUAGGUUUAUUUAUGAAACAGAGCAUCACAAUGGCAUAGCAGAAUUACUGGAAAUACUGGGAAGUAUAAUUAAUGGAUUUGCCUUACCACUAAAAGAGGAGCACAAGAUUUUCUUAUUGAAGGUGUUACUACCUUUGCACAAAGUGAAAUCUCUGAGUGUCUUCCACCCCCAGCUGGCGUACUGUGUCGUGCAGUUUCUGGAGAAGGACAGCACCCUCACGGAACCAGUGGUCAUGGCACUGCUCAAAUACUGGCCAAAGACUCACAGUCCAAAAGAAGUAAUGUUCUUGAAUGAGUUAGAAGAAAUUUUAGAUGUGAUUGAACCAUCGGAAUUUGUCAAGGUCAUGGAGCCGCUCUUCUGGCAGUUGGCCAAGUGCGUCUCCAGCCCACACUUCCAGGUGGCAGAGCGAGCGCUGUAUUACUGGAACAAUGAGUACAUUAUGAGCCUCAUCAGUUACAACACAGCCAAGAUCCUGCCCAUCAUGUUCCCGUCCUUGUACCGCCAUUCAAAGACCCACUGGAAUAAGACAAUACAUGGCUUGAUAUACAACGCACUGAAACUCUUCAUGGAAAUGAACCAAAAACUAUUCGAUGACUGCACCCAACAGUUUAAAGCAGAGAAGCUGAAAGAGAAGCUAAAAAUGAAAGAACGAGAAGGAGCAUGGGUUAAAAUAGAAAAUCUAGCCAAAGCAAACCCCCAGGUACUAGAAAAGAGUAACGCUUCUUGAAACCAUCUAGGGUGUGACUGAAGGUUUUUAUAAGUUAGGCCUGUGGCUUCGUCAUGGGAAGGAGGGGAAUCGCAUUCACUAACAUUGUUUAUGAAAAUACCCAUAAAAGAAAAAUACU
Myotis daubentonii (Daubenton's bat) is the source of this 1635-nucleotide messenger RNA. RefSeq names its product serine/threonine-protein phosphatase 2A 56 kDa regulatory subunit gamma isoform-like. The transcript has a single exon. NCBI's taxonomy places the organism in Eukaryota, Metazoa, Chordata, Mammalia, Chiroptera, Vespertilionidae. The record is from RefSeq and is a predicted model, not a curated record.